This is a messenger RNA of Tetranychus urticae (two-spotted spider mite), 1423 nucleotides long. The record is from RefSeq and is a predicted model, not a curated record. NCBI's taxonomy places the organism in Eukaryota, Metazoa, Arthropoda, Arachnida, Trombidiformes, Tetranychidae.
UUUGUUGAAGACAAAACAUUUGUCUUCAUUUGAAUUAUUUUGGUCAAUAAUCGCCAAGAAAAUUUAGUUUUAUUAUUAAUUAGAGUUGUUUCAUCAAAAAAUAAUUUAAAAAUCGUUCUUCCAAGUAAAUCGUGAACCAGAACCAAAUGCUGUUGGAACCAAAUGGAUGGUAGUGUAAACAUUUUGAUAACAUAACAUUCGCAUGAAAUUUGCUGUUGGUCGAUAUUAGCACAUAAAAGGUGUUGAAUCUCAUGUUCAACAAAACCAUGUGUCUGAAGAAACGGCAAAUUGAAACUGUGUUAAUUUGUUCAUCAUUAUGAAUGUGUACAGAAUUAAGAAGUGGAAAUAGUCCAUAAAUUGUAUUAUUUAUCCAGAUUGGUCGAGCGCGCGCCACUUUUGUAUUCAUGUUUGGUUGUAGGAGUUGAAAAGGAUGCGGAUGCGGAGGAGGAGAAGGAGGACGAAAGAAAGAAAGUGAAGCCUUAGGUACAGUUUUGUUUAAAAGGCGAUCUUAUUACCCUCCUUCAUCACAGUAUUUUCCCUCUCUUUCCUCAUCCUUCUUACCAUCUUUUUUACCUUUACAUCUUUAGCAACCUAUUAAUGAUUGACGCUAUUGGACCUUUAGACAGAUGUUGAAUACCAGCAGACGAGGGGUCUCCCUCGCGUCUAGAAAGAGAGGAAGAAAGAGGGAAUGAAAAGGUAAAACACCUCUUUCUCUCUUCUAUGGUCUACCUCUCGCCCUCUGUCUGUCUCUCUCUCUUUCUCUCUCUCCCCCUUAGAUGAUUAUUACAAAUUUUGACCAUUUCAAAUGGUCAAAAUUUAUUUUUAAUUUUGUGACCAUCAUCGAAACAUCAAUAACACUAAAUACUGAAGAGUUACUCCAAAUAUUUAUAACCAAUGGCCACGAAAACAUUUGAGACAACAUGUGAACCCGUUUACCAUCCAUUAGUUUUGGUAGACACCAAUGGAUCUUAUGUUAAAUCAUCAAACCCUGCGAUAAACUCAUCAUCUUCAUCAACUGAAAUUAUUCUGGUUAAAUGUCGACCUGAUUCCACUUCAUCUACUUUUAUCAACUUUAAAUGUGAAAAUAGUUCCUCAUGUGAAUCAUCUUCUUCCUCUUCCCCCUCAUCCUUUUCAUCUACGGUAUCAAUCAACAAACGAAAUGAACGGGAAAGGAAUCGAGUUAAACUGGUUAACAUUGGAUUUCAAACACUUCGCCAACAUAUUCCUGAUGGGUGUAAAAGUAAAAUGUCAAAAGUAGAAACCUUGAGGUCAGCGGUUAAAUACAUUAGAUUUCUUGAAUCGGUUCUUGACGAUGAUGCCCAGUCAACUACCGAUGGCCAAGUUUCAUCUUCAACCAAUUCUUUGUGCCUCGAAAAUUUGGAAAAUUGUAUCUUUUUUCAAUGAAAUUUUACUUUUUUAUUUA